Neopsephotus bourkii (Bourke's parrot) is the source of this 3941-nucleotide messenger RNA. It is a transcript of the gene KBTBD8, whose product is annotated as kelch repeat and BTB domain containing 8. Gene Ontology annotation, molecular function: protein binding. The coding region runs from base 146 to 1951 and encodes 601 amino acids. The record is from RefSeq and is a predicted model, not a curated record. The transcript is spliced from 4 exons. Lineage: Eukaryota; Metazoa; Chordata; Aves; Psittaciformes; Psittacidae. Gene Ontology annotation, biological process: neural crest cell development.
GACCAAUCAGCGCGCCUCAGGUUGGCCGGUGCGAGGAGCGGGGUUGGCUUCCGCGGGAGUAAGCGGGCCGCGGAGAGGAAUCGGCGCGGGUGACAUUUCCUCUCGGGCCGCCCCUCUCUGCCGCUGCCGGAGCGGGGCCCCGAGAAUGGCAGCGUUAGGAGAACCAAGUAAGUUUUCACAAACACUGAACGGAAUUCCUUCUUCAAACCCAGUCAGCAGUGGAAUGGACCCCUUCCAUGCUUGUAGUAUUCUUCAACAGCUGAAAACCAUGUAUGAUGAAGGACAGUUGACAGAUAUCGUAGUGGAGGUGGAUCAUGGGAAAACAUUCUCUUGUCACAGGAAUGUUCUUGCUGCGAUCAGUCCUUACUUCAGAUCUAUGUUCACUAGCGGCCUUACAGAGAGUACCCAGAAAGAAGUUCGUAUAGUUGGUGUUGAAGCAGAGUCAAUGCAUUUAGUAUUGAACUAUGCAUAUACCUCCAGAGUAAUGCUGACAGAGGCCAACGUUCAAGCUUUGUUCACUGCAGCUAGUAUCUUCCAGAUCCCUUCCAUACAAGACCAGUGUGCUAAAUACAUGAUCAGUCAUUUGGACCCACAGAACUCCAUUGGGGUGUUUAUCUUUGCUGAUCACUAUGGUCAUCAGGAACUCAAAGACAGAUCACAAGACUACAUUCGUAAAAAGUUUCUGAGUGUCACCAAAGAGCAAGAGUUUCUUCACUUGAGAAAAGACCAACUGAUAAGUAUACUCGACAGUGAUGACUUAAAUGUAGACAAAGAAGAACACGUUUAUGACAGCAUUAUAAGGUGGUUUGAGCAUGAACAACAUAAGAGAGAAGUGCACCUUCCAGAAAUAUUUGCCAAAUGCAUCCGUAUGCCUCUGUUGGAAGAGACAUUUUUAGAGAAAAUCCCUCCCGUGUUUGCACAGGCUAUGGCCAAAAGCUGUGUACAAAAGGGACAACAUAGUGCCAAUGGCUAUACACAACGGCUUGGAAUGACCGCUUCUGAAAUGAUCAUAUGCUUUGAUGCUGCCCACAAACACUCAGGAAAGAAGCAAACAGUGCCUUGUUUAGAUUCGGUCACAGGGAGAGUGUUUAAACUAUGCAAGCCACCAAAUGACUUGAGGGAGGUUGGAAUUCUUGUAUCUCCUGAUAAUGAUAUUUAUAUUGCGGGUGGUUACAGACCGAGCAGCAGUGAGGUCUCCAUUGACCACAGAGCAGAGAGUGAUUUUUGGAUGUAUGAUCACUCUGGCAAUAGGUGGAUUCCGAAAGCUCCUUUGUUGCGAGCCAGGAUAGGCUGCAAACUGGUUCAUUGCUGUGGUAAACUGUAUGCAAUAGGUGGUCGUGUUUAUGAAGGAGAUGGACGUAACUCACUCAAGUCUGUGGAGUGUUACGACAGCCGAGAGAACUGUUGGACAGCUGUCUGUCCAAUGCCAGUAGCAAUGGAGUUUCAUAGUGCUGUGGAAUAUAAGGAUAACAUCUAUGUUUUACAGGGGGAAUUUUUUCUCUGCUAUGAUCCUCAGAAGGAUUACUGGGGCUUUUUGACCCCCAUGACUGUGCCUAGACUCCAAGGCUUGGCAACUGUGUACAAUGACUCCAUCUACUACAUAGCUGGAACCUGUGGAAACCAUCAACGUAUGUUUACCGUAGAGGCCUAUGACAUUGAACAAAAUAAGUGGACUCGAAAAAAAGACUUCCCUUGUGAUCAGUCCAUUAAUCCAUAUAUAAAACUCGUACUCCUCAAAAACAAACUCCAUCUGUUUGUCAGAGCUACUCAAGUCACUGUUGAAGAACAUGUUUUCAGAACCAGCAGGAAGAAUUCGCUCUACCAGUAUGAUGAAGUUACUGACCAAUGGCAAAAGGUCUAUGAGACUCCAGACAGGCUCUGGGAUUUGGGCCGGCAUUUUGAAUGUGUUGUUGCUAAAUUGUAUCCGCAGUGUCUUCAGAAAGUUAUUUAAAUCUUGUUUGUUUUCAGUCACAGGCCUUAGUGAUUUCAGUGGUGAUCUGAUGCUAGAGAAAACAUGUCUUAAAAGAAAACAAAGAAGUCAUGUCAGUAUUUAUUGUAAGCUGAAACAGACCGUUUUUUGUGUAUGGGGACGGGUGCUCUUCAAAGGUUGCAGUCUGGGGAGGGAAUACUGGUUCAGUUUCAUAUUUACUGAUGCUUUCCUGGGAAAUGAGAAGGAGGUUACAAAGUGCAAUUAUCAGCAUUUUUUUUUUUUUCCUGGUAAACACUUGUUUACCAUGAGUAGUCAUGUCAUACUAGAGGGGUGGUUUUGUGGUAAGAGCUAAUUAAGUGGAAGAGCCAGGAUAACUAUGCACUACAGUUAAAGAAAAUCUAGCAUUACUAGCUAAGGAUGUCCAAGAUGUUUGGAAGUGACUUUUCUUUCUUUUUCCUUUCCUUUUUUUUUCUUUUUUUUUAAAUACGGGUAAAUUUUGAGGCAAUAUCACUAUGUUGGUUUUCUUUGGUUGUUUAUUAUUCUAGAUUGAAAGUGCAUAGAGGAAUGAUAGAUCCUGAUUCAUAAUGAUCUCCCUUUUUUUUUUUUUUGUACUAUUUUUGAAGUCUGCGAAGAUGUUUUGUGAUGUUUGUGCACUACAAUUUAGGAGGAAAACUCGAGUCCUCAAGUCAGAAUUGGAGCACAGAGUACCUUUGACCUGGACGGAUCCCGUUCACAUUACUGUACCACUUCUUGUCUGUGGAUUUCUGAGCUUAAAGAUGAGGGGGGAAUCCCAACACCUAUUUUCUGCCACAUAGGCAUAGUGUUGUAAAACCAUAUAUUUUUUUUUUAACACUGCUUAACACCUUUUUUUCCAUCCCAUAAAGGGCUUUAACCCAAAAGUUGAUGGUGCUAGUACGUUUUUAAUACUUGUUUGUCUGAAAUGGGCCAGCUUUAUGCUACUGUUUAAGACAACUCGUUAUUUUCCAUGAAAUGUGUCUGUCGUGAGGCCCUGUCCUGUCAUCAGGUUGUCUUUUUUAGCAUAACAUUUUUACUGCAGUGAUAUUCUUGCACAGAAUGGUGACAGGAUACGGCCUUCAUAAUAGUGAUUAUUUUUCUUUUCUUUCUGUGUGGAGUGUUCACUUUGUCUCCACUGAAGUACAGUGCUAUGUGCAGAGUUGGCGUGUGCUCCAGUAGUUUGGAAAAGUGUGGCUUAACUUUACAAGUUGUUCUUGUCUCCCUGCAGUCAAACCCUCAAUUCCUCUUUCAUUCUGAUCUAUAAUGUGAAAAUUUGCACUACUGAGCUGUCCUCAUUACGUGGUGUAUUAAAGGAAAAUUGACAAUAAGUGUCUGUGGCUUAAAUGCUCUGAGGUGCAAAUACGUAAUAGGAAUCCAACGUAUUGCAACACUUUACGUACUUAACAUCUAGUUUAUUUUUGAGUGGUAAAUGAGUUCAAAGUUCAGCCUCUACUUCAGUACUGAAAACUGGAUUUAAAAGGGAAAAGAUGAAUCCUAAAACUCGUAUCGGCUGUAACUCACCAGGUUUACUUUGUUACGGCUCUAAUUUUUGUAGAGCUGUGACUGUUAUCUUACGCUUCCCUGUUUUCUCCAAUUGACCUAAGGAAAUCAGUUAACUUGAAAUAGCAGUGGCCAUCGCUGGCUGUAAAUGCUUACCACUAUCUGGCUUCACAGCUGAUAUUUCAGUAAGCCAAAUAUUUAGCUUGUUGUUUAUCCCCCCUGGCAUGGCUGAGGAUUUUGAUACUGUUUGUUUACAACGUGGUGUUACUGUUCCCAAAUGGGCUCUUUCUCAUCCACAACAAUACAUGCCUGGUUCUGUUUCUUAAUUCUUGCACAAAGUGUUUAAAAGGCAAAAGCAAACACAAAAACUGUGAAAUGAAAAGGAGAAAAAAAGAAAAAGCCUCUUUGCAUUACAUACCUCAUCUUCCAGAGACUCACCAAGCCGCUGCUUUUGAACAUGAGCGCCUGAAUUGACACUUCUUGCUAAGUUGCAUUU